ACUUUUACUGCGAGGUGUCUCCCGGGGCAAAAGUGUCUACAACAAUAAUUACCUGUCAGCCUGUUGAAUGUGCUUUACUGCGCUUUUUGUGUUACUCUGAUUCAUCAGAAACAUUAGGGCGAUUUUCAUGGUUUAAAUAUUUAGCAAAACCAGGAAGAAAACACCACGUGGUCCGCAAUGUUAAAAUUUAGCUUCAGGAGGGAUAGAGAAAAGGAUUUUAAACAUAUAAGUCAUGGCUUAAUCCCAGCCGCCUCCAUAGCCCCCAAACCUGCAGUGCCUCGAACCCCUCCCCCACGCAGCCCUGACCCCUCACCUGAGAGACCCAGGUCUGCGUUGGCAGCAGCUAUCCUGUCUUCUUCGCUCACUGGGCAGACAUGGGCACUCCCUCCCAUACGGCCAAGGUUUUUUACAGAAAGCGAUCCAUCAGAUUCUGUUAAUUAUGAACCAAACAGCGCAGAACAAUUUCAACGAGAAAGAUGGUCAGAAGAUGUGCCUAGUUCAGAGCACUCUGAAGGAGAGCUGGAUGACCAAGAUGGCUUAAAGGAGAUGAAUGAAAUUGAAGAACACAUCUACCAAACUUUGGACACUGGGGGGCAACGUGAAAUCGUUGAACCAGUGUAUGCAUUUCCUAUCAAAGACAAGGCAGCUGCACAGCAACUGACUGAAACAUCUGGUGAAGCCCCUGCUUUUGAUUGUAAAGAAGAACCUAAUGUGCAGUCCCCUAAAAGCAGUCAUAAGUCCUUUAAGAAGAGCUCCUCGAAGAAGAACAAUGUGGGAUCAGAUCAACUAGGUCAAACUUCUGACAGUCUUUCCCAACCCAGUGAAGACCUUCUCUCCAGACAUUCCACACAUGUUUCCACAGUUAUAAGUAAGCCCCACAUGGAAGGACAAACAAAUGUAGAUGAGAAGCAUCAAAUAGACCAGACACGGCAACCAGAAAGAUCCCCACCAGAAAUAAUUCAUCAUCAAAGCUCUUUAAAUCCUUGGGACAGAAGACAGGAUUUAAACUGCCAACCUGAGCUGCAAAAUUUAAGAAAGCAUGCUCAGGAGCUGGUGGAUGAGAAUGAUACCCUCAAGAUGACAGUGCAUCGCCUCAACGUGGAGCUAAGCCGCUAUCAAGUUCGCUUCAGGCCCCUUUCCAAAGAGGAGAGUGCCAAAAUCAGUGGACUGCCAAUGACAGAGUCACCACCUCCAUGGCUGCUCGACAUGAAGUAUUUAUCUCCAUUAUUACUUGCUUAUGAGGACAGAAUGAAUGAAAAGGAUGCACUUCUGAAAACCACAGAGGAGGAAAUGAAAAGAUUACGAAUCCAUGUUGAGGAGGUGAUCAAAGAAAAUGAGAAACUGCAUGAUGAUAUUGCAAAGAUUGGAGGAGUUACACAGACAGACUGGCAACAGCUCCAAGAACAAGCUUUCCUUGUUUUGCAAGAGAACCAAGUACUGAUUGAGCAGCUAGAGGCGGAAAAUGUUAAAAAUAAAGAAUCCCAGAGCAAACAUCAUUCCAAAGUUUCCAAGUUGGCCAAGCAAUUGAUGUUUUGCGAAGCAGAAAAACAACGUUUGGAGGACGAAUUGGAAGCCAGCAAGGGAGAGGCCCAGAAAAAUAAGAGGAAUGCACAAGCUCUGCAGGAUCGCCUGAAAGAUUCUGUCACAUGGAACGAACAUUGCAACAUUACCGGAAAACUCCGAUGGCAACUGGAGCAGCAGGAUAACAAGAAUAAGAGUAACAUAGAGGAACUCCUCCUUAAAAUUUCCCAUCUGGAAGAGCAGAACAGGAACCUGAAUUUGGACAAGGAAAACCUGUCCGCUGCCAUCAAGAGACUACAGAUGGAGCUGGAGAUGUCCAAACAAGCUUAUAGGAAGGCUGAGGGGAGGUUGAGUUUGUUGAAGCACCAGAAGGCUGAAUCCGUACUGAAAGAGGAAAAUACUCGACAUUACCUCGGAGCUGUCGUCUCGGUGGCAGAGCACAUUUCCCUGGAGAGAGACCAACUGUUGCACAUGGCAUCAGUUCUUGAGCAGGAAAAGCAAGGAUUUAUCUGCAAUCUUUUGAAUGGCACUGUUCGCCUCGGAAAGCUACAAGAGCAGGUCAAGGUGUACCGCAGGCAAGCGUCGAGCAGGCUGGCCGUGCUGGAGAGGGCUGCCGAGGGGAGUGUGGCUUCUCACCGGAGGGAGAUCCUUCACCUGCAGAGGCUGCUGGGAGAAAGACAAGAGGCAGAGGAGAGGCUGCUGCAGUCCAAGCGGGUAGUUGAGGAGGAAUUGGAGGUAGUGUGGCAGGCAGCCACCAGAGACAACCAGCAAAUAAGGGAGCUCCCUGCCAGUUCAAGGCUCACCUUUGGACAUAAAUGGACUUCAGGGGCCACAGAUGGGACUAUUACAUCCAGUCAACGGCAACUUACAUGACCUUCACCAUGCUUUUCUCCAUGCAGAAAAGGCUUCAGACUUCACUGUGGCUAAACCAUGUCGUCUAUGUUACUACUUUUCACUUUUAUUAGUCUGUGUAAAUAUUGUGCUAUAUUUUUAUGCUUUGGAUAGUUUAAUCUGCAUCAUCUGUAAUCAUUAUGCUGGAUACCCAGGAACAAAUUGUUUACAUAGGUUUAUUACUUUUCAUGUUGGCAUUACUAGUGCUCCACUGAAGAACAUUUGUAUUUUGAGCUCAGGGUUUAGUCACAUCAUCACCUGAGCUCUGUCAUUGCUUAUUAGGAUGGGCUUUGUUGCCCUCUGCUGGACAUGUAAAGCUAUGCUACCACAACAGUUCCUGUACUUCUGACACACUUGAUAUUAUUUAAUGUAUUUAAAAUACCCAUAAAGAGUAAACAGCGCAGUCUCUGUCAAACUCUUGCUUUAGUUGCAUCUGUGUUGGGUAUGACUUUUCAGGUCUAAAUUCUUCAUGCAAAUGAAAAACACCACAACAGCAGGAGUUUGGCUCCCACAAGUUAAUAAAAAACAGGGCUGCCAAAAGAAAUCCCAUUACUGUUAAAGCAAGUGCUAAAUUGCAAUUGGACACAGCUGAUAAAAUAGAUUGACUUGCUGGAGAUAUUAAAUUAAAUUCAGUCUGUUUGCUUUCUCAUUGUCUCUAACAUUGUUAUCUGCAUAUAUAACUUAUUUAUAAAGGGCAAAAUCUUUCUAGUUAAAAAAUAACAGAACAUAAAUGUCUUUUAAAGUUAGUGCAACACAUGGAUAGAAAUGACUUUAUUUAAACAGUCUGGCCAGUUGUUGGGGGCUUUCAUCACUGAGGCUGAUACUUUCUUGUCCUUUCAUGCCAUGUGCAACAAAACAUUAAAAUAAACUUAAACUU
Messenger RNA from Periophthalmus magnuspinnatus, 3289 nucleotides. RefSeq names its product centrosomal protein 89 (gene cep89). Gene Ontology annotation, biological process: cilium assembly; mitochondrion organization; chemical synaptic transmission. The record is from RefSeq and is a predicted model, not a curated record. Gene Ontology annotation, cellular component: centriole; ciliary transition fiber. Lineage: Eukaryota; Metazoa; Chordata; Actinopteri; Gobiiformes; Gobiidae. Bases 178 to 2394 code for a protein of 738 amino acids. The transcript is spliced from 18 exons.